GCCGGGGCACCUUUCUAACACCUCCAGGGAGCGCAGCGGUGGUGGCGCUGAUAUGGCCGCGCUCUGAGACGGGUGGGAUGGAUCACCCUGUUCCUGCAUCGUUCCUCUCGGGAGGCCACAGAGACGUCCUCUCCCAGGGGAACUACCAGCGCCAGCACCUGUGCCCUCCUCCACCAGUGUCUGCCAGCUGCCUCUACAAGGCCCGAGUGCAGGAUGACGGGCACUGGUCCGUGGGCAGUGGCAUCCUCACCCAUGUCGGCACUGCGUUUCUAUGGCCAGGCUCCUGUCCAGCACUGCCUGGACUCGGUUCCCCGUCAGCGUUCGGUACCCGCGCUGACACAAGCGCCUCAAGUCUCCAGGGAGUCUCACGACCCUGUGGCGCUGGCCUCAGGCAGGGGGACUUUAGGACCCAGGGGAGGAAUACGCAUGACACUGUGGGGCUGAGGACAGAAGCACAGCAGAAAGAAGGGCCAGACAGGAAACCCCACCAGAGGAAGCACAGCAGACCUACCUUCAGUGGCUACCAGAUAUUCGUCCUGGAGAAGGCGUUCGAAAAGAACAAGUACCUGUCCUCCGUGGAGAAACAGCGGCUGGCACUCUCUCUCCACAUGACGGACUCUCAGGUGAAGGUGUGGUUCCAGAACCGCCGGACUAAGUGGAGAAAGGCGUUCGGGUCAGAACCGGGGAAAGCACGGGUCAAACCCGUUCAGGACGGAUCUCCAAUGGAUGCGGACUACUACAAGCCACUGGACCCCAACAGCGACGACGACCGGGUUCAAAGGUUACUGCAGCGUCAUGUAAGGAGUCUCAGGUCUCCAUUGGUCCAACGGUCAGCUCUGCAAAUGGCCGCCACUGACCUGACUGUGCACACAGAUCUCUCACACAGCCAAGUCGACCUGAUGCUAUCUGGAAAGGAUGCCAUGAAAGAAGACUCGCAAUACUCCUGACCCUAAAUCUCCCACUCAUGACCAGAGGUGUAAAAGUCCAGCUUCAGAAAGUAACAGUCCUGCCACAUUUUUUGUUCCAACCAUUCACUUAAUCAGCUGAUUUUACUCAUAAGCAAGGUAGAUUAGUGAAAUCACCUGUGUUAGGAGCACAGGUAGAACCAAUACAUGGCAGGACUUUCACUUUCUGAAGCCGGACUUUUACACCUCUGCUCAUGACAUCAGACUUCUGGCAUUCUGCAGGGUUGAAUACACUUUGGGUAAAGGCCUGGUUGGAAAUUCUAAUCCAACACAUUCUUCAUUUUUUUGUCAAAAAUCUCUCCUCAUAGGCCUCUCAGAAUGGGUCACAGGAACAGGAACACUCAGUUCAUUUAUGUCUUUUCAUAAAGAUGCAAGCAAAGAGAGACAGAGGUUUUAAUUUGUUCAAAAUAAUCGCAGCACUAGGUAGAAGACAUGAUUUAUCUACUACAAUGACUAGGGGUGUCACGAUUCUCCAAAUCCUCGAUUCGAUGCAAUUUUCGAUUUUAAAGUCACA
Molecule: messenger RNA, 1479 nt
Organism: Alosa alosa (allis shad)
Lineage: Eukaryota; Metazoa; Chordata; Actinopteri; Clupeiformes; Clupeidae
Product: homeobox protein Nkx-6.3-like
Exons: 3
Coding region: 78-947 (289 amino acids)
Biological process (GO): regulation of transcription by RNA polymerase II; cell differentiation
Cellular component (GO): nucleus
Molecular function (GO): RNA polymerase II cis-regulatory region sequence-specific DNA binding; DNA-binding transcription factor activity, RNA polymerase II-specific
Source: RefSeq, a predicted model, not a curated record